Molecule: messenger RNA, 4409 nt
Organism: Nyctereutes procyonoides (raccoon dog)
Lineage: Eukaryota; Metazoa; Chordata; Mammalia; Carnivora; Canidae
Gene: ATMIN
Product: ATM interactor
Exons: 4
Coding region: 1-2490 (829 amino acids)
Biological process (GO): regulation of transcription by RNA polymerase II
Cellular component (GO): nucleus
Molecular function (GO): transcription cis-regulatory region binding; DNA-binding transcription factor activity, RNA polymerase II-specific
Source: RefSeq, a predicted model, not a curated record
AUGGCGGCCUCUGAGGCGGCGGCGGCGGCGGGGUCCGCGGCCCUGGCCUCGGGCGCCCCGACCGUCCCGACGGCCGCGAGGGGAGCCGCCGCCGCCGCCGCCGCCGCCGCCGCCGCCUCGGGCCCGUGGGGGCCCCCCGGACGGCUAAGGGGCAGCCGGCCGCGGCCCGCGGCGGCGAGGCAGCAGCCCGCGGGUCCGGCGCCUCCGGCCCGGGAGCUGAUCCAGCCGUCGGUGAGCGAGCUGUCCCGGGCCGUGCGGACCAACAUCCUGUGCACGGUGCGCGGCUGCGGCAAGAUCCUGCCCAACAGCCCGGCGCUCAACAUGCACCUGGUCAAGAGCCACCGCCUGCAGGAUGGCAUAGUAAAUCCAACAAUAAGAAAAGAUUUGAAAACCGUACCGAAAUUCUACUGUUGUCCAAUUGAAGGAUGCCCUAGAGGCCCUGACAGACCAUUUUCUCAAUUUUCUCUCGUAAAACAGCACUUUAUGAAAAUGCAUGCUGAAAAGAAGCAUAAAUGCAGUAAGUGCAGCAAUUCCUACGGCACGGAGUGGGACUUGAAAAGGCAUGCAGAGGAUUGUGGCAAGACCUUCCAGUGCACGUGUGGCUGUCCCUAUGCCAGUAGAACUGCUUUACAGUCCCAUAUCUACCGCACUGGCCAUGAGAUCCCAGCAGAGCACAGGGAUCCACCUAGUAAAAAAAGGAAAAUGGAGAGCUGCCUGCACAGCCAGAAGUUGUCCAGUAAGACCACUGAGUCCCUGAGUACCCAACCAGCUCCAAAACCAGACACUCAGGAACUGGAAACUUCAGAAAUAAAGCUGGUCGCGUCUUUUGAAGACUCUUGCAGCUCUAAUGCCGGAAAGCAGACUCUUACACCACCUCCAAGAUACCCUCAGAAGUUGCUUUUACCCAAGCCCAAGGUGGCUCUGGUGAAACUUCCUGUUAUGCAGUUUUCUCCCGUGCCUGUCUUCGUGCCUACAGCCGACUCCUCGGCUCAGCCUGUGGUGUUGGGUGUCGAUCAUCAAGGUUCUGCCCCAGGCGCUGUGCACAUACUGCCCUUGUCAGUAGGAACCCUCAUCCUUGGCCUAGAUUCAGAGGCUGCCUGUCUUAAAGAGAGUCUCCCUCUUUCAAAAAUUGUAAGUCCUGUGGCCAUGGAGCCAAUUAGUACAGGUGUUCAAGUGAACUUGGGUAAGAGCCUGUCUGAUCCUUCACAAGAACUAGGGAACACCUGUCAGAAGAACAGCAUAUCUUCCAUCAACGUACAGACAGACCUAUCUUACGCCACACCGCACUUCGUACCUUCCACACAGUGGGCUGGCCCUGAUUCCUCUGUAUCUUCUUGUUCUCAAACAGAUUUGACAUUUGGUUCUCAAGUCUCCCUUCCCAUUAGCGUUCAUACGCAAACGUUUUUGCCCAGUUCUAAGGUGACCUCAUCCAUAGCUGCUCAGACUGAUGCGUUUAUAGAUGCCUGUUACCAGUCAGGUGGGAUCUCCAGAGAAACCCAGACCAGUGGAAUGCAUAAUCUGACAGAUGACAGAGUACAGAUGGACCAAGCUGUAAUGGGUGGAGACAUUUUUGAGAGCGUCCAUCCAUCCUAUGGUGUUUCUACAGACAGUAUUAUAAGCAGCAGCUUAGUAGCAGAGACUGUCACUCAUGAUUUGUUACCUCAGAACCACCCUAAGACUUUAACUCAAGAUCUUGAGAAAUCUGCACCAAUUAUAAACUUCAGUGCACAGCACAGUAUGCUUCCUUCACAGAACAUGACAGAUAAUCAGACCCAAACUAUAGAUUUAUUAAGUGAUUUAGAAAACAUCUUGUCAAGUAAUCUGCCCAGUCAGACACUGGACAAUCGUAGUCUUUUGUCUGACACGAGUACUGGACCUGACCCCCAGCUUCCAUCUGGCCCGACCCAGAAUCCCGCAAUCGAUUUUGAUAUUGAAGAGUUCUUGUCGGCCUCAAAUAUCCAGACUCAAACCGAAGAGAGUGAGCUUAAUACCAUAACCACUGAGCCUGUCUUGGAAUCACUGGACAUAGAAACCCAAACAGACUUCUUCCUUGCAGACACCUCUGCUCAGUCCUAUAGUUGUAGGGGAAAUUCUAACUUUUUAGGCCUUGAAAUGUUUGACACACAGACACAGACAGACUUAAACUUCUUUUUAGACAGUAGCCCCCAUCUGCCUCUGGGAAGUAUCCUGAAACACUCCAGCUUUUCCAUGAGUACUGAUUCAUCUGACACAGAGACCCAAACUGAAGGAAUCUCCGCUGCUAAAAAUAUACCUACUAUAGAGAGCAAAGUUCAGUUGAACAGUACAGAAACACAAACCAUGAAUUCCGGCUUCGAAACCCUGGGGAGCUUGUUCUUCACCAGCAACGAAACUCAAACAGCAAUGGACGACUUUCUUCUGGCCGAUUUGGCCUGGAACACAAUGGAAUCUCAGUUUAGCUCUGUAGAAACCCAGACAUGUGCGGAACUACACACAGUCUCCAACUUCUGAAAAUGAUGUCCGUGCGUGCAACAGCUGUUACAAUUUCCUUCUAGGUUUGGGAAAAUGGGAGAGUGGGACAACAGUGUUAACACUAUUGAAUGUAGUUACUGAUGCAUUUACUUCUAUUCUUGGAGGGUCUUUUGCCUUUUGUACUUGUAAACAUGAAAUUUGUGUAUAAAUGUGAGUGUAUUAUAAAGUGUAAGAUGUUGAUCUAAAAAUAUUGUUUCUGUGUUGCCUACGUUUGCCCUUUCACAGUUAGUCUUCCCAUCUUAAGAACACAAGUGUAUUUCACACCUUUAAAACCCAUCUAGCAAUUAACUGAAGCCAAGCUUACCAGGUACUAGGGUAGACUUUUCAGAUCAUCAAAACAUUUCAGUGGAAAUGUGACUUGCUUAACUUAAAUUGCACCUAAAAUAUUUGAAAGUGCUUGUUAGAAAUCCCUGUUUCCUGAUAGUAAAUCUAAAGAAAUCGGAUGCCACACAUCAGAUUUAAGCACCAGUGCUUAGAUGGCGUGGGACUCAUGCUGCAUGCAGCUUCAUCUGCUUUGACAUCUCACUUUUUUCUGACUUGAAGACAAAGGAAAAUGACAGCUGUCUUUAGCUUUUGAGACCAUCUUCGUGUAGUCCAUGCCAUUCUUCCUCUGUAUGAACUAUUGCUGAUACCAACCUAAGUGUACGUACUUUCCUCAUAGGACGUGUUGCUGUAAAAUUACUGCUUCAUGAAGUAGCAGCAAGCACUUAGUGUAAAUAGUGAUCCUUCUAGUCUACGUAACUGUUCAUUAUCCCAGCUGUGGAAACACUGGGUGUGGAAUUGUGCCCGUUAGCUCAUAAUGCAGUGUGUCUGGGGAACAUCCCUACUGCUCUCCCCUGUAGGCGAGGGUGGUGCUCCACAGCUGCUUCUCAGAGUGUUCCCGUAGGCUGGAUCUGAGUUUUGUCUCUCUAAGUGUUUAUUUAAAAAAAAAAAAAGGAAAGAGAAAAGGACAUUCCCCCCUAAAUUUCAGUACUUUGUGUAAACUUAAUAGGGUGAGAGUGCAAUCAACAGUUACUCUAAAGUGAAUCUUUUAAUCCACCUCAUAUUAUUUGAAUAAGGAGAAACUUUGCCCUAGCAAGGAUGUUAUUUGUGCCUUGAGGAUAGCAAGAAUAGAACAAAUUCCACCUAAAAUAUGGCAUUCUGCAUUUUGUUGCUUUAUUUGUUUAGACAGCAAUAUCAAACAGUCUUCGAAGAAUAGGAGAUGAAGACCAGUUACUUCAGUAAUCAAGAACAUCCAUGUUUUUUAGAUGGGAGCAAGUCAAAUAUACUUUGGAGGUUUUCUGUAUUUAGGAUUGUCCAACUUUCAGUCAAGGAAAAAUCGAUGCAGUCUGUACGUUUUCUAAGUUUAUUUUUAAAAAUUCCUUCUGUGGCACAUGCUUAUUGCUGCUGAAAGCUAAGUCCUCAAAAUAAAACCUAAGGAGUGAACUAAUAAAUCAGUAAUAUUACUAAUUCCUAUCCCAUAGAAGAAUAGUUGGUAGUGAAUAACAAAUCCUGGACAGAUGAACCCAACCUGGUAGAUAAGAGUUUGCUUUGGUCACAGUGGCCUAUGAUUAUGGGUUUCAAAACAAACAUAAAGCCUUAACAUAGAAUUUCAUUGUUUUAGAAUCGUCACUGCCUUAAUGUUCAAACAUUUAAGUUCUCCUAGUAAAGGAGAAAUGCAUGUUUGUUUAUGGCUUUUUGUAAAUACAAACGCAGUGAUCUUUGGCUUUAAAAAAAAAUUUGUUUCUGUGAAAAUGUUAAUCCAGUCAAUAGAGUUAUUUACAGAAUAGUUGAGCAUGUCAUAGUUCUUCAUGUACAAGUAAGAACUGUUUUUCCUCCCAAAACCUUAGUUACCUGAAUUGUCCUAAGUUUAUUCGUAAAAACUGAAGUUCAGUGAUUAAAAAGAAGUUGGAAUUCUA